UCAUAAAAUAAUUAUAAAGUGCGAGGUGUAUUGACGACGAAUAGUUUGCCAUAAUGCAAUAAUUAUGAACAACAGCGGGAAAAAAAGAGUGCAGUGAUGAGUUUAAGAAAAAAAUGUGAAAAAAUUUCUCGUCGAGAAAAAAUCGAAAAGUGAAAAGGCGAAGUGAAUUGGAAUUGAACGUGGAUAGAAAAAAGAGGAACGUGGAAGGAAGGAAGCAUUCGUAAAAAAGGAUAAAGAGUAAGCUCGUUAAAUUGCGACGACGAUUAUUACGAAGACGACGAUCAACUUUGGAUUAAAUAUAGCAAAUUAAGCGUUAAUGUCAUCACUAAUGCAAGAAAAGUAAAUAACACGGAUUAUCUUACGACUAUAUAGCAACAACAGCAACAACAUAAACAAGAAGAUUAUCUCGACAACUUUUAGCAAGAGUCAAAACAAUAAUUAAAUUAAACAACAACAAAAAUUAAAAAAAAAAUCACAAAAAUCACCAACAGACGUGGCAGCAAUAUUUUCUAAAGCAAAAAGAAUAACGAGCAAAUCACAACAGCAACAUAAACAUCAACACCAGCUGCAGCAAGCAACCAAUCAACAUCAACAAUAGUAGUUUAAAAGAAUUGUAAAAAUCACAAUUGUUAUAAUUACAAUAAUAAGCGCAAAAGUACAAACCACGGAUCAAUACCAAAGAUGGAGGCGAAAUUCUUGGCAAGCGUUAUUUCAUUCCUCUCGAUAUUUUUAGCGAUUUAUGCUGAUUUGGCAGAUUUUGACUAUGAGACAGCGAUUUAUUAUGGCGAUUCAAAUGUGAAUAUUGGCGAGCCAUUCUCAAUCACAUGCAUAGUCCCCUUGGCCGAACCCAUAUUUUGGCUAAAAGAUGGCGAGCCAAUAACGCGACACAAUCUACGCCACGGACGCGAUGAGCACUCCUACACGCUGUCGGAGAGUGCCAUUGAGGGUGAGAAACACAAAAUCGAGGCGCAUCUUUCCGUGCGUCACGCGCUUAAGGUGCACGAGGGUCAGUAUAAGUGCAACAAUUUGCACACAAGCUACCAUAUGUUGCACGUACGCAGCGCCAAUGAAGCGCCAACACACCCACAAACAUAUACACCAUUUGUGGUAACAGCGGGUGGCGUCGGCGGCGGCGGUGACGGUGACGGUGGCCAUCUUUCAACGCUCUCGGCAUACGAAACGAUACACGAUCUGACACCCAGUUCGGCUGAUGAUAUUUUCACACGCAUAUGGGAGCCGCAUAUGGAGGUGGACGUUUCGCCGGCUAUGCCACUGCCAACACAAACUACCACAACAACAACACACCGGCGACAACAUCAUCACCAUCAUCAACAGCAACAGCAGCAGCAGCAACAACAAAGGCCCCAACCUAAAACAACGAAACUGGAUGAGCAACACAAAUUGAUUUAUAUAAACGCCACAAACUUCGAUGGUAAUCCAUCCUUAACGCUGCCGGAUAGCAGCAGCGAAGGCGCCAGCAUUGGCAGUGAACUGGACACAGGCCUUAUCAAUCUGGAGUAUAUAACGCCGCCAAAAAAAUAUGGCGAAAUAACAACGGCGCCUAGUCGCGGUUACGGUGGUAGUGGUGGCGGUGUCGGUGGUGGUGGCGGUGCUAACGCCAAAUAUCCACCGAUGCCGAACUUCCCACCACCACGCACAACAAUGCUGUCCACAACAGUAGCGCCAGUCGCGCAAUUUUUCACACCUCCACAUCAUCAUUUGGAGCACCACGGUCACGGGAUCACUGCCAGCAAUAGCAAUAACAUGUAUAACAAUCCUUUAACAACACACGGCUAUCAAUUGGUUGAAACACAAUCCACAUUUCCGCUGCAAACAGCUGCGCCAAAUUAUCAGCAACCGACACAAAUGUUUACGCCACAACAAAUUGGCAGUAGUGGUGUGCAAACGUUGACACCAAUGGAUGUUUACCAGCAACAACAGCAACAGCAACAUCAACAGCAGCGCAAUCAACUGCAAACCUAUCCACCGCAUCAGUUUAUAAAUCAGCAGCAGCAGCAACGACACCCUAUAUCUGGUGUGACCGCGGUUACGGCGGGCGGCGUCAUGUCGCUCCCCACAGCUUUGUCGCCACAACCCACUCGCAUGGCACAAGUGCCAAUCCGCAAGGAUACUGAAUUUUUGGUGCCAAACUACGAUAAUGCAGAACAUCAGUUAAAAGUAUAUGAAAUCAGAUCACCUCUAGUACUUAGCUGUAACAUAACCAAAGCUGGUGAUUAUGUGCUGAAAUGGGAAAAGAACGGUACGGAUGUUGCGAAAGUCAAAGAGCUUGCAGGUCGUUAUAGAAUUAUUGCGGCCGAAAGAAAGUUCAUUAUUGACCGAACAGAUAUUGCCGAUGAUGGUCUCUACAGUUGUGUAGCCGAUGAUCAGAAGAAAGAAAUUAAUGUAGUUGCUCGCGUUGUUGUACGAGUGCCUUCGAAUACCGGUGUUGUAGAGGGUGAGAAAUUGUCAAUUGUCUGUACAUCUGUUGGUACAGACCCACAAUUGUCCUGGAUGAUUGGCAAUUUGACAAUCUCAAACAGCACAGGUCGUUAUAUGUUGAAACCCGAUGAUAAUCAAGUGAAAAACGCAAUUUUGUCUGUUGAAAACAUCAGCCUGGAUGAUAGAGGCGAAUAUAAAUGCAUUGGACACAACGACGCCAAUGAGUAUGCCGGCUACGCUGAUGCUAGUGAUGCAUCAUUUGUUCGUGUUAAGGGCAAACUCGCCGCCUUGUGGCCUUUCCUGGGUAUCUGCGCCGAAGUUCUGAUCCUCUGUGCGAUCAUUCUCAUCUACGAAAAGCGACGCAACAAGAGUGAAUUGGAAGAAAGCGACACAGAUCCACAAGAUCAGAAGAAGAAAAGGAGAAAUUAUGAUUAGAUUUCCUAGAAAUUAAACAGGCAUACAUACUGAUUGUAUGUAUGACUCACACACACUCACUCACUGUUGCAAUCGUCAAGCUUAAAUUCCGAACAAAUCCAAAACGCGUGUGUAACGAGUACGAGCAUUAGAAUAUAGAAAAACUACUACAACUACAAGAACAACAACAAGAACUAUUACUACUACUACUACAACAACAACAACAACAAGAACAAAAGAAACAUAAAAACAACACGAGCAAGAAGAAGAACUUGAAAUCAAUUGUUUUAUUGUAUUGUAGUACCUAAAUGUGUAUUCGAAGCCGAAAGUGAUAAAAACUCCCAAACAAAAUAUUUACCUAAUUGCGAAAAUUAGAUAAAAGAAAAACAACAAAAACAAAAACAAAAUGCAAAAAAUACACACUCACCUAGAUACAUGUUUAAUAAAAACGGUACGGCGGUACUGCUGAGCGCGCUAAUAUAUUAAUUGCAAAGCAUGAAUGAGACGAUUUGUUGCGCAACCAUAAAGAAAUCUCAAGUAAAACUGUAAUGUAAAACUUAACGCAAAAGACCUGACGAAUUGAUGCAUUGUAGAAGGCGGACGUCGUUACUCGCGCAGAAAACUUUGCGCCACGAGUUGGGCGCAGAGUGGCGAAAAUGUUUUCAUAAAUUAUGAAAAAUAAAAUAAAGAAUUAAAUAAAAAUUUAAAAUGUAAUGAAAAUCAUUAAAAACUAAAAAAAAUUUAAAAUUAAAGCAAGAGCAAGUAAAUAAUUAUGAAGAUUUUGUAAUACAAAUGUAAAAGAAAAAAUGAAAAAAAAAAUAUUAUUGACGACAACUUGGAGAGUUAAUUCAAUAUUUACUAAUUUUAUGGUGCAAACUGUUGAAUUGUAUAAUUUAAAUAGUGAAAAAAAAUUUAAUAUAAAAUUGUAAUUACAAAUAUAUAAUUUAUUAAUUGACUAAUUAGUUAAUUAGCAUGUGGGCAAAUUAAAAACAGUAAACGGUGGCAGUGGCGCAGCGAAAGCUAAAAAUGUUGAAGUUUAUGUGCGAUGAGUUUUUAAUUUGCCCCUCCCCAAAGUAUAUGUUUAAGAAAAACUGCCAAAACUUUAAAAGUUCCGGACAGUUUUGUCGGUUAACAAGUAAAUAACAUGAAAACUAGGAUACAAAAUGUAAGUUAAUAAUGUAAACAUAAUAAAACUAUUAAUAAUAUUAUGAAUAACAAUAACAAUAGUAUUGAAAAUUUUAAAUUGAUAAUUAAACGCACUUUAAUUUAAAGCAGAGCUUAUGUGAAUAAAUAUGAAAAAUGAUAAAGUUGAAA
This is a messenger RNA of Bactrocera neohumeralis, 4167 nucleotides long. RefSeq lists its product as uncharacterized. NCBI's taxonomy places the organism in Eukaryota, Metazoa, Arthropoda, Insecta, Diptera, Tephritidae. Bases 682 to 2874 code for a protein of 730 amino acids. The transcript has 11 exons. The record is from RefSeq and is a predicted model, not a curated record.